Molecule: messenger RNA, 2827 nt
Organism: Xylaria bambusicola
Lineage: Eukaryota; Fungi; Ascomycota; Sordariomycetes; Xylariales; Xylariaceae
Exons: 2
Coding region: 518-2794 (758 amino acids)
Source: RefSeq, a predicted model, not a curated record
CUCUAUUUUAGAACCCACAGUUCAAUGAGCAUUACAUGUAGCUGAUCUCCGAUGCCAAUGCUUAGAGAUCUUGGACGAGAAUAGUUGUCUGCAAGACUAACUUGAUUUGGUUUGAGAUAUUCUGGAAUCCAACGGAUGAUAGAGUUCCCGACGAGGGGUUGUACACCUCCAACUAGGAAAGGACGGUUUCAGCUAUCGGAAAAAAUAAGAAGGAAGGAUCAGUCUAUAGUUGUUAAUAAAGCGUUCAAUAGGAAAAUUGUAAGACGGAAGAUGCGAGGUAAGCGGCAAGGUGACCUAUCCUGCAUGAUAGGUGUCUGGUGGCAUGGUGAUCAUGUCGGCGUACAGUACGGUAGAAAGGUGAAGUGAUACACCCUUGUCAGCAAGAAUUAGCGAGUCUGCAGUUAUAUAACUAGACAGCAACACCGAGGUGCGGCAAACAGGCAAUUUCGCAUUCCGAAUAAUCAUACCCUUCACUGUUCUUCUUCCAGAUUAUACUUAGACAAUAUGUCCAAGUACUAUGUUCUUUUCCCCCCUGGUGCUUCUCUUUCUGCCGCUGGCGUGGAGUGCGGCUCUGCACACCCGGCAGACGUCAAGAGAUGAUUGUUCUACCGCCAUGAAACUGGUACAAGAAAGCUCAUCCGGUAUCAUUGAGGGCCAAGCAGCAUUUGAUUGCCUCGAGUCUUUCCCAUUCGAUGCGACCAAAGCCGACAACUUCCUUAGCGAAAUCCGAAAGUAUUUUCAGUUCCAGUCUACCCUAGAAGCUCUUAAACGUCCACCAGAUACCUAUCGAUCGGUUGGCGUUGAUAUUGUAGGAGGUUUAGAUAAAAUAAGCAACACUACCUACAAGAACCAGUUCCAGUUUGAUAGUAAUCUCAGAAGUCUAAUAAGGUCUGCUAAUGACGGCCAUUUCUUCAUCCUUCCUUGUUCCCUUGGUCCCUUCGACUUUUUCCGCCAAACAGUUGGCCUUGCUCCUGUUUCGAAGGAUGGCCUAGAGAAACCUGAUAUUUAUGUGGCAUAUGAUGUAGAGGCUCUCUUGCUCGGAAGCACCUGCGUAUCACCGAUCACUACCAUUAACGACCAAGAUGUAAUCGAAUACCUCGAGACAGCAGCUGCCCUACUAGCAUUCCAAGACCCCGAUGCACGAUGGAACUCACUCUUCGCUUCGACUGCAGCAUUGGCUACUGGAAGUACAGACAUUGCGGCACUCUGGGGCCAAUUUACUUCUAAUGCGGGACUCUGGCCUGGUGUCAACAAUACACACCUUGGAUUCAAGAAUGGCUCCACGCUUGACUUGCCAACGCUUGCGCAAUACAACUAUCAGUCUAUUUUCCCAACCUCUACAGCCCUUUACCAAGCUGCAUGUAUGCCAGAUGAGCCCAAUAUUCCACGUCGAGGUACACGUACGAAACGCAAUCAUAAUGCUGAGGUCAGCCCUACUGCGACAACCGGCCCGCCUGGAUUUCCUAAACCUUUCGUACGAGACCCAUACAAUCAGAUAAGCGGCUAUAAUCUUGACGAGGACACUGCAGUUAUGUUUAUACCCACGUUUGAGGGUGGGUCUGGAUUUCCUGUCGGCCAGGACCUCGUUUUUGGUCAAGUAGCUACAGAAAUAGUGAACACGGCUAUUGCUAGUGGACGCACUAAGCUUAUCAUCGAUCUCUCACAAAAUGGCGGCGGAGAUAUCGCACGAUCCUUCGACCUGUUUAAGCUGUUUUUCCCUUCCCAAACUCCGUACUCAGCUACUAGAUUCCGACGCCACGAUGCUUCCGAUCUGCUCGCUCGAUCCGGCAAGGGGGUAAAUAGCACAGCAGCGGGAGCGGACCCGUUCGAUUUCCAGGGCGCCGUCAACCCAGCUCAGGACGCGGGGUUUUCCUCUGUCGACGAUUUCUUAGACGGAGAAAGCCAGCUCGGAGUUAAUGUCACAUCUCUCUAUGCUAACUUCAACUACACUCUCUUGUCUCUCUUGAACAUUGACAACGGCCCAAUCCGCGGCUUUGGCGGCGCGCCGAUCAAUAAGACCCAACCGUAUGCGCCAGAAGACAUCCUUGUCAUCACCGAUGGGAUCUGUUCUUCAACUUGCACUACGUUUGCCAACCUGAUGAUAAAUACUGGAGGUGUUCGUUCCCUGACUUUUGGAGGUCGACCUCGAUUUGAGCCAAUGCAAGUGAUGGGUGGUGUCCGUGGGGCCCAGAGCCUCGCCUUCUCCGACCUUGAUACUGAGAUAGCAGAGGCGAUCGAGCGCAUAAGCGACAAUCGUUCAAUAUUCUCCCAGGAGCAAGUCGAUCUUGCGCAAAAGGUCUGGCCAAGGGGCCUUCAGAACCUCCCACUGCCUAUCAAUGGCGGAGGAGUCAAUCUUCGGAACGCGUACCAGGAGGGCGCCGAUCACCUCCCUCUUCAAUUCGAUUACCAGGCUUCCGACUGCCGCUUGUUUUACACGGCGCAGAACCUCGUGGACCCCUCAAGCAUUUGGGCCGAUGCCAAGGCCGCAAUCUGGGGCGACCGGGGCUGCGUUAAGAACUCCACCGGCGGGAAAGGGUCCUUAGCGGACCGUACCAAGAAAACCAAUGCCAAUAGCAAUAGUACUGGUGACAACCAGACCGGUGGCGCUAGUGGCAGUAGUAUCGCCAGUGAUGACCAGAGCACGAAGAUUGAGGAUGGUGCAAGCAGUGGCGCGCAGAGAUUACAUCUCGGUGGUGGCCUGCUUGCUCUUAGCGUGCUUGCGAGCGUGUUUGCUGUUAUAAUGAGAAAUUACGUUUUACAACCUAUGCAUACGAUAUACAAGUUAAUAAAAUAGCAUUUGCAACUUUAGUUAGAGGCAUAUAAUUGA